This is a messenger RNA of Cladophialophora immunda, 1499 nucleotides long. RefSeq lists its product as uncharacterized. Lineage: Eukaryota; Fungi; Ascomycota; Eurotiomycetes; Chaetothyriales; Herpotrichiellaceae. The coding region runs from base 854 to 1234 and encodes 126 amino acids. The transcript has a single exon. The record is from RefSeq and is a predicted model, not a curated record.
AAAAAAAAAGGGCCUGUGCUCGCAUGAUUCUGGAUUCCGGAAUCUGCCAUGGCAGGCCCCCCCUCCCCCUCGGCGGAUCCAGCUCAACACAAGAGCCCCUGUACAGUAAAGACAGCCUUGUCAGCCCUCGUACCCAGUGUUUCACACUCAUCCUGGUCUGAAGGCGUCUCUUUGGCGGGCCACGCGUGCUGGGGGGGACGGUCCAAAUCGUGCCUAAUCCACGCCACCAACGCGGCCGUCUCCUCCAUCUCCGUGACUGAGAGCGAAUCCUGCUUCUCGUCCUCCAUCGCCUCCGGCGCCGCCGUCGUGGAGUUGAGGUCCGUGGGAGGAGGGGGUUUAUGGUCUUCGACCGCCUCCGCCGACGGGGACCUCAGGCGGUCGAGGAUGCCGUCGGCGUCUCCGCGGGGGAAAUGGCGCAGGAGGUAGAUGAGGCGCCGGUACCGAAUGAGACGGGCCGUCAGCGCCUGGAUCUCUUCCUGGGAACCGCGACGCUGCCGCCGGUCGUGCCCUUGGUCGUACCUGCACCCGGCCGAUCUCCUGGUGCACCUCAAGCACGGUAACCUGCCGUCGCACUUGGCCCGCGCCUGUUUGCAGCCGUCGCAGGCAAUGGUGACGUUGGUGCGGGUGCGUCGGCCGUUUUUCUGUGCGGCGGCGACCACCCCCAGGAACGAGGCUGUCGUGGAGUUGUGCAGCCGUGGGAGAAGAGGCCUCAGGGUAAUGUUGGGAAGUUCGGAGCCAAGAUAUCCGGGGGCCGUGUCUUGAUGCUCCUCACUCGUAGAUGAGGUCGAAAUAUCCGUGGCGAUUCCGGUUGGUAACACUGGCAUUUUGAUAGAGUGUAGGCCUAGGCCUCCAAAUGAGAAAGAUGGAACGGGGGUCGAAUAUGGUCUUCUUCGGUGAAAGGGGCCUCGUUGAAGGAUACAGUGUCCUAGGAGAGGUUGGAGUCACCGACGAGGCGCAUCUUCUAGUAUAUUUAAUGGACGCACCACUCUCUUCCCGCAAACCAGGGCCAGAUGCGUGGCAGAUCAAAUGGUCAGAUAACUCACGGGGUGGGGAGAGUUUCCUGGAAAUGCACGAACCCUUCUUCUUCUUUUGUUUUCCAAAGAGGAGUUCGACCUCGGAGACUGCCUCCUUAUUUUACUCCAUACGUGUAUGCCGGGGUCCGACUUAUGUCCUGGGGCAGAGGAAAAGGGAGCCGGACAGGACUGCAAGUGGCUAUUCGCAUUCGGAUCCCUGAAAGACACGCGAUACAGAAGUGAUUGGGCGUCCAUCUGUGGUCAAGGAAGGCGAGGUACCUGGUGGCCUGGAGAAGAAUUCCGGGCCCGAUCGGCGAUGUUGACGAAUACUGAUGUUGGCAUGAUGUUCGACCCACGGGCUAGCCGUGGCUGUUUGAAAAAGGACCCCCGGCGUGAGCUAAUCGACACAUUAUCGCAUGAUGGAAUCGCGGAUAUGUUUCCCAAGCCUUGCGGGCUGGUCUCUUGAGCGAGUCAAUGAAGCCGAAU